AUGGACCACGAAUGUAAACUGCUGGAGUUCGGCCACCCACCUAGCGAUCUUUCCUCUAGGCUCUGCGAGGUUAAGGAUGUAAGUCAAGGCUUGAUGAUCCGUGAAGAGCGUGAAGCUCCUGCCAUCCAGGGCAAGGCGUUCGAGUGUGUAGUGUGCACCAUGACGUUCGGCAGGCGCCACUUCCUGGAGAAACACAUGCAGUGCAUACACAAGAUGGACAUGAGGUCGGCCUUCGAACAACACGCAGUCAUCUUCCUGGACGGCUCCGCUCAAGUUCAGCCUUCCGUACUCGAGCUUCAGGUGGAAACCAUCGUUGAUCCUCCACCUCCGCCGCCACCACCACCACCCAAGCCAGCACAGGUGCACCGGUGCCCUAUUUGCCGCAGGACGUUCAGUCUCCGCUACAACCUGCGCCGUCACAUGCGAACCCAGCACGGUCAGACGACCAACACCUGCCAGCAGUGCGGCAAGGGCUUCAAGCGAGUGUCCGGCUUGCGAACGCACGAGAUCGCGCACUCGAACGUUCGGCUGUACCAGUGCACCUUCUGCGGCCGCUGCUUCAGCCAGAAGCAUCACCUCAUGAGGCAUCACCUGGUGCACACGCCAAAGAUAAACAUCGUCUGCUCAGUCUGCCACAAGGGUUUCCGCUACGCGUCUACCUUCUUCGAACACAUGGCCAUCCACGACGCCGAAGAAGAGAUGAAGAAGAAAAGUGAGGAACUUAAGAACUCGCGACGAGAAGACGGAGAAGCAGACGGGGCCCUGAAGGAGGAAGACGUCGAAGACGUCGAGACGACCGCCAAUUCACUUCAUCAGCAGGAGCGCGCAGAAGACGAGGUCUUUAUCGUGCACACCAAGUUGACGUCACCUCAAAAACAGAAGCCAGCGUUUAGGGAGCAACAGCUUGCGCUUCAGGAGCAACGGAUGGCGCUUCAGGGGCGACAGGUGGCGCUCCAGGAGCAAGGAGUGACGCUUCAGGAGCGACAGGUGUCGCUUCGGGCGCAACAGAUGGUGCACCAGGAGCUACAAGUGGUGCACCAGGAGCAGCAGUGGCAGCGAGAGGACUACGUCGCCAUCGAGAACCUGGAUUUGAACUGCAUGUUCUGCGGCAGGUCGAUGCUCGAUCCGCACGACCUCUACCAGCACGUUCUGGAACACUGCCGCGAAACGUACGGUGCCGAUCGCGACGACUGCUGGGAAAUUGGGGCUGCGGAUGAGAUACUCGGUCUCUGA
Messenger RNA from Rhipicephalus sanguineus (brown dog tick), 1233 nucleotides. RefSeq names its product zinc finger protein 883-like. The record is from RefSeq and is a predicted model, not a curated record. Gene Ontology annotation, molecular function: DNA-binding transcription factor activity, RNA polymerase II-specific; RNA polymerase II transcription regulatory region sequence-specific DNA binding. The transcript is spliced from 3 exons. The coding region runs from base 1 to 1233 and encodes 410 amino acids. Gene Ontology annotation, biological process: regulation of transcription by RNA polymerase II. Gene Ontology annotation, cellular component: nucleus. Lineage: Eukaryota; Metazoa; Arthropoda; Arachnida; Ixodida; Ixodidae.